Molecule: messenger RNA, 321 nt
Organism: Paramecium sonneborni
Lineage: Eukaryota; Ciliophora; Oligohymenophorea; Peniculida; Parameciidae
Source: the annotation of a GenBank genome assembly
AUGGACUUAUAUCAACUAUAAAAUACACUUGCUCCUAAAAGUUUGAGUAAAGAACCUAAAUUAGCAAUAUCGAUUUUGAAAAGGAAAUUUUUUGAACCAAUUGAUAAUUUUGUAGGUGUGUAAAGAACUAGAACGAGUUUUACACCUUAAAGAAAAAUGAAAUAAAUUUAAACGAGAUAAAAAUCUGCAAUAUAGAGAUUUAAUUUUGAAGUUGGAUAAAUAAUUGUUCCAAAAAGAAAUUCUAGAAAAACUCGAUUUUAAGGUCCAAAUUUUCCAUUUAAUCUAAAUUACUUGAUAAAGUAAAUGAAUGCUUUAAAAUGA